AGCACAGCAGCGCUCGACUUGAGGAUGCCGCUUCAAACCUCACAACAGCCCUGGAAACAUUAAAAAUCCCCCGCGCCUUACCUCUUCUACGUGCAGACAGUCCAUUACAGAAGGAAGUGUUUUAGUUUCUUACAGAUCCGGAGCUUUAUCCUCAUCUGUUAUUGGAGGAUCAAACGCGUUUAACUUUAAUAUAGUUGGAUCAAAUCUGUGGAGAGUCAGAAGUCUGAACACAGGUGCGACAUUCUGCACAUUUCACUCAAUGAGUGCGAGUUAAAGCGGAUCUCAGGGAGCGGUUAUACCGACUGAUCUACUUCAUCUCUUCAUCAACAAGUGCAAUGAUGCUCGAAGUCAAGUAAGAUGAUGUCUCUGUUUAUCUCACUUACACUUCUGGUGAAUUUCAGUAUCAUCUCACAAGGUCUUGCUACUUUGAGUCCCAGUGAUGGCAGUGGUGGGGUUUAUGAAGACCUGAAGUGGACGGCUCAGCUUUGCUGUCAGGUGCCAUUGGAUCAAAUUGUGAGAAGUCAACUAGCUGCCACCAGUGGUCUUUUGGGACAGUGUCAACUGAUAAAUCAUACAAAACCAGAAUCGUCCAGGAAAUCCCACCCCCUUUCUGGAAAAUGUUUCGACAUCUCGUGCUUGUUUGAAGGCGAACGGGCAAAUUUGAUUUGUAAUGCAAAGAGUCACGGAGCAGCACUGCCAGCCGUUAGCCCACAACAAUUAGUGUUAGAGAUGGGUUUGCUCUCUAAUGAAACAAACCAUACUACUCAAUGUGCUGGGGAAGAUACUGCCACAUGCUCCAUUUCUCUUCAUGGCAAUGAUGCAAUUGUGUCACUGUCCAUCAGUUUAUAUGUGAAUGGCACUACUGCAAUGUCACCAAAGAUGCAGAUCAACACAUAUGAUCUAAGAACACCAGAGCCACCUGUCAAUCUGCAUUACAAUGUGACCACUGAGGGUGAGGUGAUAUUUAGAUGGAGCUACACACAACCUGACAGCUGUGAGGUCCGAUACUCAACCAACUCAUCACGUCAUCAAUGCGAGGUGGUGAAGAUCAAAGGUCGUUCAUGGGUGCAUUUGAAUGAGCUAAAUUCUGGAAUCAGAUACACGGUUCAAGUGCGUUGCCAAAACAGCUUUAACUACUGGAGUGAAUGGAGUCAACCUUUCUAUUUCACACUUGAUGUGAGUUACAUCCCCGCUGAGGUCUUCUCGACACCUGGCUCGGAUGUAACCUUGUACGCCGUGUUUCACAACCGCAGCUGGAGUGCCAGCAAUGCCGUGUGGAUGCUGAACGGGCAGGUGAAGAUCCCGGAAAGCCAGUACAGGGUCAUCAACGAGCGGGUCAGCGCGGUCACGCUGCAGGCAACCAGCCCAGGGUUUGACUCUUUGAUGUGUUGCCACCCGUGGGGAGAGAGGUUCAAGUGCACCAUUGCCUAUGCCAAAAUGUACACAGAAGGGAUGUUUAAUGCAGAUAUUACCUGCCAAAGCAAGAAUUCAAAGGUUGACACAAUGACCUGUGAAUGGAAUAAGAGUGCUUGGGCUGAGGUCAGAUUUCUGUACAGACAAUAUAAAUCAAUGUGUGAAGAUGUACUAAAGAUGGACAACAAUGAAGAUGCUGAAGAAUUCUCAGCUUCGGUUAAGGAAUGUCCUUACGGAGCAGGAGACCACAGGGAGUGCACUUUAAGCAACCUAAGCCUUUUCUCUUGCUACAAAAUCUGGUUGGAGGUGGAAGGAGGGCGUGGCAAAGUGAGGUCACUUCCUGUCUAUGUUGCCCCCAUUGACUAUGUAAAACCAUCUCCCCCCUCCGACUUGGAAGCGAUCACUUUACCCAAUAAAACACUGAAUGUAAGGUGGGGACGGCCUCCUUUACCCGUAUACGACAUGCAGUACGAGCUGCGCUUCUCGGCACUGCGUGGGAUGGCUAAUAUGCAUUGGGAGGUUAUUGGCCCUUUCUUGGAACCGCAGGCAGAGAUUUUUCUUGAGGAAUCAUGCGUUCAGUAUAAGGUAGAGGUUCGCUGUAAAAGACUGAAUGGAUCUGGAUUCUGGAGCAACUGGAGCAAGAGUCGGUCUUCGGUUGUUUACAAUAGGAAAGCACCAGAAAAGGGACCCGACUUCUGGCGAAUCAUUCAAGAGGAUCCUGUGAGGAAUGUGUCAAACGUCACAUUGAUCUUGCAGCCGGUCGAGGCAGGAGAUCCAAACAGUUGUGCGGAGGGCCUCGUGAUCGUACAUCACGCUGCAGGAGGGGUCGUGUGGUCAAACGAAACAUCUCUGGUUCCAUUUUACUCGUUCCUGUGGAGGCGGGAAACGCACACGGUUUCCGUCAUGUCACGCAACUCUUUGGGCGUCUCUACGUGGAAUAGCAACAUCACACUGUUGCAUCAACCCAAACGACGUUCUGUACGGUCAUUCAGCAUGGCGGCUAAUGCUAGCUGCGUCCAUCUCUCCUGGACACUGUUAUCUGAUCAACCCAUGCCUCAGUCAUUUGUCAUCGAAUGGUUGGACCUGAACGAAGACCCUGAACAGAACAGGUCCUCAACUGAGAGAACACAGUGGGUCAGAGUUCAGCCCAACGCAAGAGAUCUCUGUCUUUGCCGACGGUUUUACGGUUCUGAAAAGUUCACCUUGUGUCCGGUGUUUGUGGAUGGUGAGGGGGAGUCGGUACAAUGCACAGCCACCAGAGGAGACCCUGCUGCCUACAUGCUCCUUAUGAUCAUCAUGUUCCUCUCAAUAGUGCUCUUCAUCACACUUAUGAUGUCACAAAACCAGAUGAAGAAACUAAUGUGGAAGAACAUCCCAAACCCCUACAACUGCUCAUGGGCAAAAGGAAUGGAUUUUAGGCAGAUUGAAACCAUGGAAAACCUGUUCCUUCACCCAGAAGGUCUCACUGCCUGUCCUCUGCUGCUGGUCUCUGAGAGGAUCUGUGAAGUGGAGAUCAUUGAUAAACCUCAAACCCUUGAAUGUGGAAAAGACAACACCAAACGAACAUCAACCAGCUCUCCUCUUCUGGGAGACUCUUCAGAACCUUUAUCUCUGGAGGCGUCGGCUUCCGCUACACCAGAAACAUCAGGUCAAUCCUCAGUGAUGUACUCCACCAUUCUUCUCUCUGAUCGGCCGGGCCUCCUUCGAAAGCAGCAGGAGAGUCUGAGCAGUUCCAGAGACGAAGGCAACUUCUCUGCCAACAACUCGGACAUUUCCGGUUCCUUUCCCGGAGGACUCUGGGACCUGGAGAACCACGUUUGCUCGGACAGCGGCAAUCCUCGCCAUUCCAGCUUAUACAAUUCUGUGGAAGAGCUCUCAGAAACCUCAGAGUAUGAAGCUUCGGAAAGCACAGGUGGGGGAAAAGAUCUCUACUACCUGGCGGUGAAUGAAAAGGAAGAGGAGAAGGAUGAAGAAUCAGAGAGCGAGGAAGCACAGGACGAACGGGAUGAGAAUGAAGAAUUCCAGCUUUGCAAAGGGGAAAUUGUUAUGAAGGCGGAUACUAAGCGCCAAUCGGAGGGCAACAAUUACACAAGCAUUGAUUCUAAUACUACAUCUCACAGUAUUCCACUUUAUCUGCCUCAGUUUCAAACUGAAAGUAUUAAUCCACCCUGAAAUAAUAAAGAGAACACUUCCACCUAGUGGUACAAUGUGGAAUCACGUCUUUUUCUCUGGUUAUGAGGAUGCCUCAGUGAUGUCCCCCAUCUUGACAUGACUUUCUCGUUCUUUCUAAACACCAAACCAUUCAUGAUUUCACUGCCAAUCCUUUACAAACCCACUUGUGAUUCCUAAUUUAUUGAAGGUUUAUACUCAGACUUUCCACAAUCCAAGCACAGUUAACCUCGGAAUGUUUCACUGAUGGGUUGAUGAUCAACCUGUCAUUUGCUGGAACUUGCUGCUGUCCAACUGCAUCUCACCGACUCUUUUAUAAAUGAUUGUAGGUUGAAAUAACACCUUGAACACAUCACACUUAACUGCAAUGAAGUGCUUUAAUAAAAAGAGUUCAAAGGACUUUAUUUAGUCUCCCAGUGUGGCAUCAUGUACACUGGUCACAGUCAUGGUUUAGUGGCUGUUUGUGCAUUUUAGUUGCUUCAUGAAGUGCAGUAUAAAGCUCAGUGUAUUAUAAGUAAAGGGUCCUUUUAAGAAGAUUCAUCAGUCAGCGUUGUUGCCCCUCAUGUCUGCGUUUACAUUGGGCUUAAUCAUUCAAUAUGAAUGUGCAUUUUUUCAGUGAGGUCUGUGUGCUUCAGAAACUCAAAUAUUUUGAGUAUAAAAUGUGUCAGCUGUUUUCAGUGUCUGAUAUUUUCUGAUGAAAUUAAGGUUGAAUGUAAGUGUCAGUGAAUAAAUGUGGUUAUAUCACAGAGGAAGAAUGUGCGUAUAUGUAUUCUGUAAUAUACUGUACAUGUAUUUUUGUCUAUUUUUCUGGGCAAAAUAAACUAUUUAUUGCAGUCAA
Messenger RNA from Triplophysa rosa, 4420 nucleotides. It is a transcript of the gene lepr, whose product is annotated as leptin receptor. The record is from RefSeq and is a predicted model, not a curated record. The transcript has 20 exons. Gene Ontology annotation, cellular component: external side of plasma membrane. Gene Ontology annotation, biological process: cytokine-mediated signaling pathway. Bases 358 to 3585 code for a protein of 1075 amino acids. Gene Ontology annotation, molecular function: protein binding; cytokine receptor activity. Lineage: Eukaryota; Metazoa; Chordata; Actinopteri; Cypriniformes; Nemacheilidae.